This is a messenger RNA of Lactuca sativa (garden lettuce), 726 nucleotides long. RefSeq names its product histone H3.3. Lineage: Eukaryota; Viridiplantae; Streptophyta; Magnoliopsida; Asterales; Asteraceae. Gene Ontology annotation, molecular function: DNA binding; protein heterodimerization activity; structural constituent of chromatin. Gene Ontology annotation, cellular component: nucleosome. The record is from RefSeq and is a predicted model, not a curated record.
AAUAAUAUUUCCGAAUCGGGUCUAUCCAGUCCCCUCCAAGGAAAAGCUCUAUAAAUACAAGGAUCUUGCAGGGAAUAGAGAAAUUGUACCAAAUAUUGUGAAGCUUUUGGGGAUAAUAAUUGGUGAAAGAUGGCUCGUACUAAGCAAACUGCUCGUAAGUCUACUGGAGGAAAGGCCCCUAGGAAGCAACUCGCAACCAAGGCUGCUCGCAAGUCCGCUCCAACAACUGGAGGUGUGAAGAAGCCUCAUCGAUACAGACCUGGAACUGUUGCCCUUCGUGAAAUCCGUAAGUAUCAGAAAAGUACUGAACUUUUAAUCAGGAAACUGCCUUUCCAGAGGCUUGUUCGUGAGAUUGCUCAGGAUUUCAAGACAGAUCUGCGUUUCCAAAGCCAUGCAGUGCUGGCACUCCAAGAGGCAGCAGAAGCUUACCUUGUGGGGCUGUUUGAGGACACCAAUCUGUGUGCAAUUCAUGCCAAGCGUGUUACCAUCAUGCCCAAAGACAUUCAGCUUGCUAGGCGUAUCAGAGGGGAGAGGGCUUGAUUUGUCAUCCCAUUUAUGUUUGUGUUGCUUAAAUCUAAAUCUAGAUGUUAUGUUAUGUUUGAUAUUAAGCUUUCUAGUUUGUACCUCCUUAGUGCUAGUAUCAAGUUCUAUUGUUCUUGAGAUUCAUGUUGUUGGAUGAGAUUAAUCGUUUGUUUAGUAUUGUGGUGUUUAUUGAUUUUUCUAUCA